Messenger RNA from Saccostrea cuccullata (small rock oyster), 1434 nucleotides. RefSeq lists its product as uncharacterized. Gene Ontology annotation, molecular function: protein binding. NCBI's taxonomy places the organism in Eukaryota, Metazoa, Mollusca, Bivalvia, Ostreida, Ostreidae. The transcript has 4 exons. The record is from RefSeq and is a predicted model, not a curated record. Bases 1 to 1434 code for a protein of 477 amino acids.
AUGGAGAAAUUAAAGGAACUCCAGACGACCGUACACCUCCAAAGUGAUCGCAUUUGUCAGUUAGAGAAACAGAACAGAAACUUGGAAAAACGUAUUGCUACCGAUCUCCGCAGUAGAGAGAACAAGCAAGAUGAACGGAUUUCUAUUCUAGAGAAGCAGUACUCGCGUUUAGAAGAACGUUUGGUAAAACAAUCGAGGGACAUUCUAGCUGAUAAAAAUUUGAAGAGGACCACAAAGAAAAAGAUUUCCGUGUUACAGAGUAGACAGAAUGUCCAAGAAAAACUUUAUAGAGAUCUAAAGAAUCAACUACGAAAUUUGAUGCACUUGCAGGAGGAAAAGUCCUCUUUCCUUAAAACCUUCACACAAAACCAAGACAAUUUGAUUAGAAAAGAACUCUUGGUCAAUAACAAUGCCGUUGGGUCGACGUAUCUUGAUUCAGCUAACACUGUUAGUAGUGUCACCGGUACUGUUGUGGUGCAUGUGGACCAGGGAGAUGAUGUUCUACUAAGAACUCUGGACUUGUAUAACGGUGCAAAAUUCCUCUAUCUUCCUGUUAAUGGCCAUGUUGGGGAAACAACUGAUACCAAUACAGACUUGAAGGCGGUGAUGGAGAAAUUAGAGGAACUCCAGACGACCAUACACCUCCAAAAUGAUCGCAUUUCUCUGUUAGAGGAGAAGAACCGAAACCUGGAAAAACGUAUAGCUACCGAUCUCCACAACAGAGAAAACAAACAAGAUGAACGGAUUUCUAUUCUAGAGAAGCAGUACUCCCGUUUAGAAGAACGUUUGGAAAAACAAUCCAAGACCGUUUUAGCUGAGAAAAAACUAAAGGAGACUACUAUGAAAAAGAUGGCCAUGUUUCUGAGUAGACAGAAUGUACAAGAAAAACUCUACAUGGGUUUAAAAAAUCGAGUACAAAAUUUGAUACACUUGCAGGAAGAAAAGUUCUCUUUCCCUAAAGCACAACACCAAAAAAGUUUGAUAAGGAAAGAACGAGUGCUUGCUCCUGUUACGUAUUCAGCAUCACUUGGCAACGUUGUUGCUUUCUACGCGUAUUUAUCAAAGGAUGUUCCAUCUCCAAGUGCGCACCACAUUCUUACAUUUGAUUACGUAAUUACCAAUGCUGGAAAUGCCUAUCAUCCCCAUUCUGGAACAUUUAUAGUACCACGAUCUGGUUUUUACGUGUUUACUUGGACUAUUAGAAUGUAUGGUACUUCACAACACCCAACAGAACUGUUGGUCAAUAAUUAUUCUGUUGGGGCGAUAUACCUAAACUCUGGUAAUGCUAUAGACGGCUGUGUUACCGGUACUGUCGUGGUCCAUGUUAACCAAGGAGAUGAUGUUUUACUCAGAACUUAUGACUCAUGGAAUGGUGGUGAUAUAGUAAGCAGGCCUGAAGGAAGAUCGUCUUUUGCAGGAUGGGCUUUAGCUUAA